UUGUUUGUUUGGUAUGUUCCUCUUUUGUGAUGAAGCUGAAUAACUAUCAAAGCUAAAUUUAACUGAGAAAUUCGAAAAAAUCUGUGAUAAUUAUAUUCAGUAAAUGGCCCUGAGCUGUAUGUUUCCAUACCUCAUAUGAUAACGUGUUAAAAUUAAGAUAAGUAGCGGACCUCCUCUAUCACAGAGCAGGAAGGGUGGAGACAUCUGUAAUUAACACGUCUGUUCACAGAGAAAGUGGCUGUUAAUUCUGCUGCUGAUCAACUCAUCUUAACACAUCAACUGGUUUUAAGACUAAAGUGUUUUAGUUUCAGUUGCAGAAAUCCUGGUAAGUUUACAUUGUUGAUCAAUUAACCAAAUAUUUCAGCAUGCUUCUUUAUUUGUACAAUUUGUCAAAAAGAUUCAAUAUAAUUUAAGUGUUUUUGCUUUCUAUUAUUAACAAAUAUUCAUGAGGAGUUUAUGAAGUUUCUCAUGAUUUCAGUGCAGGGAAAACUUUUGAAGAGCAACCUUGGAGUUAUUCCUCAUUUCUCCUUCUUAAACUUAUCAAUUGAAACUUAUCUGUGAGUUAAGCUUAUGGGUGAAAUGUGUAGAGUGCAUUUAAAGCUGCUUUGCUAUGAGCUAAACCUCUAAUUUCAGACCUACUUUAAUAAAUCACUGAAAUGUUUGGUUUCCAGUCUGAGAUGAAUAAGGACCGCCUGAAUCUGAUGGCAGCUCUGUGCGAGAGAGUGUUGGUAGUCAACAUGUUACUGAGUGUCUUCUUUCUUCCAGGCGCUUUGGCUGAUUGUACUGAUCCAGUCCUCAUUGCUGACACACCUGGGCAGAUUGAAGCACUGAGUGGAUCUUGUUUGCUACUACCAUGCAGCUUUAAUUCAACGGAUUCCACAUAUGACAAGACCAGAGAUAUUUAUGGAAUUUGGUUGAGAAACAGCACACGUAUAGAUUCUGCUAUUUUUAACAGCAGUGGCUCAGUUAACAUCUACUCACUGAAAAUGAUCGGAAACCUGACAGAAGAAAACUGCACCACUCUGUUUCCUGACUUAAAAACAAGUCAUACAGGCAAAUACUUCCUCCGAAUUCAGAACUGGCCAUUUAGGGCAACAGCUGUUUGUGAGCCUGUUCAGAUAAAAGUAAGAGAUUCUCCUUGGAGUCCCAGCAUUAACAUCCCUGCUGAUCUGAAGGAGCAUCAGUCUGUCACUAUCAGCUGCUCAGCUUUGACUCCCUGUCCACACUCACCUCCUGAACUCACCUGGAGUCUCCAACAAGACUCUCACAGACAAACAGAGAAAAACACAGAGGGAACCUUUACAACUAAAAUCCAGGAGACCAUCACUCUGUCAGACACACAUGAUGGAUACAACAUCAGCUGUUCUGCCACAUAUCCUGUGAAUGGAGGAAACAAGAUAGCAGAGACAGAAGUGACUCUCAGUGUUUCAUAUGCUCCUAGAAACACCUCAGCAUCCAUCAGUCCAUCAGGUUUGGUGUCAGCAGGUAGCUGGGUGGAGCUGAGCUGCUCCAGCAGAGCCAAGCCUCCUGCCAGCUUCACCUGGUUCAGGAACAGCAAACAUGGAGCCAUUGAUGUCUCUGUGGGGCAGGUUUACAGCUUCUAUGCUACUGAGGGAGGAGAAUAUUACUGUGUGGCUACAAAUGAUCUGGGUGAUGAUGCAUCAUCAACAGUCUGUAUCAGUAUCAAAGAUUCUCCUUGGAGUCCCAGCAUUAACAUCCCUGCUGAUCUGAAGGAGCAUCAGUCUGUCACUAUCAGCUGCUCAGCUUUGACUCCCUGUCCACACUCACCUCCUGGACUCACCUGGAAUCUCCAACAAGACUCUCACAGACAAACAGAGAAAAACACAGAGGGAACCUUUACAACUAAAAUCCAGGAGACCAUCACUCUGUCAGACACACAUGAUGGAUACAACAUCAGCUGUUCUGCCACAUAUCCUGUGAAUGGAGGAAGCAAGACAGCAGAGACAGAAGUGACUCUCAGUGUUUCAUAUGCUCCUAAAGACACCUCAGCAUCCAUCAGUCCAUCAGGUUUGGUGUCAGCAGGUAGCUGGGUGGAGCUGAGCUGCUCCAGCAGAGCCAAGCCUCCUGCCAGCUUCACCUGGUUCAGGAACAGCAAACAUGGAGCCAUUAAUGUAUCUGUGGGGCAGGUUUACAGCUUCAAUGCUACUGAGGGAGGAGAGUAUUACUGUGAGGCUACAAAUGAUCUGGGUGAUCAGAGAUCACCAGUGAUCCUUCUUAGUAGUGGAGCAGGACUCAGUGUCUAUGUUACACUGAAGAUCCUGGGAAUAAUAAUGCUCUGCAGUGCAGUCUGCCUCUUUGAGUGCUGGUUUAGGUUCUACAACAUACUGGGGAAGUAAAAUCCCUGAAGAGGAGUCCAGCCUGGACAGCUCACCGGUCCAUCACAGGCCCAACCAACGUGUCAUGGAAGGGAUUUCUGAUGUCUUCACUGUCACCUUUGACUGUACAUGUGUUUGAUUUUGAUCAUUUGGUUUAUCAUGCAAAGGAGGAUUCCUCUAAGUAAGAAAAGGAAAUCCUGUUUAGUACAACUAGAAUGUUUUUUUUUCAAGUGUUACUUUUAAUUUAUGGUCAUUUUACCUGAUGUUUAAUAUUCAAGACAAGAUUUUAAAGGAUUUUGUUGACCUAGAUAAAAUUAAAUUUGUUAUAUAUUUUUUUCCUAAAACAAGAACUUGGAGUCAUUAUAUUAAAAAUAGUUUUUGAUGUAUAAAAGGGCAACAUCAUUUAUAUAUUUAUUGCUACAUGAAACCAAAUUUAACACCAGCUCCAAGUUUCUCCAGCUGUGGUCCGUGUUCCUCUGGUGUUCCUCAGGGUAAAGCUCCUGAAUGUUCAGAGCUCCAGUCUUCAUCAGGUCAACAUGAUGCCUUAAAUCACGUUUUUCACAUUUUAAACAAAGUUUACUGAAACAAAGCUUACAGAGAGUCACUAUUCCUGUUUAUCAGCCUUGGUCUAUUUUAAAGUUUCCUUUGCUUCAGUCACAUCGUGACUCUGUCCUAUCAGGUAUUGCUCCUGUUUAUGAAACUCGUUUCCUUUUCUCCUGUCUCUCUCCUCUUGUUGCCUGAAAUGUUUCAGUCUCUGCCUGCAAACUAAACUCCAUCAGCUGCAUUCAGACUCUAGAGGUCCUGCCAUGUUUGCUUACGGUCUGAUUAAAAGCUUUGAAAUAAAUGGAGUAAGUUGGUUUGUUGUGUCAUUCAGGUUUCUUAUAGAGACUGAAACCAGCCCGUUUACUGGAUGUGAAGUUUCUUAGUUAUGCAGACUAGAAACAUGUUUAUUAUUCAUGCUUUUCUGAUUUUCUGUUUAUAUGAAAGACUUCUGUUUAUUAGUCAAAGGUAACUAAGAAAAGAGAAAUUAUCACUGAGGUGCAAAAAGUUCUUUUCUUUUCCCAAUAAUAUCCAUCAGAAAUAUCACAUAGAGUUAACUAAUAUUGUUGGUAAAACAAUUUCUACACAAAGAGAAG
Messenger RNA from Fundulus heteroclitus (mummichog), 3472 nucleotides. RefSeq names its product myelin-associated glycoprotein-like. Lineage: Eukaryota; Metazoa; Chordata; Actinopteri; Cyprinodontiformes; Fundulidae. Bases 657 to 2357 code for a protein of 566 amino acids. The transcript is spliced from 9 exons. The record is from RefSeq and is a predicted model, not a curated record.